AUGCCUUCUUAUGAAAACUUUCUCAAGGAAAUUCUUUCCAACAAAAAGAAGAUUAAUGAUGAUAUCGUCACUCUUCCUUUUCAAGUUAUUGCUCUAGUGCAACAUAAGAUGCCUAAGAAGCAACAAGAUUCCGGGUGCUUUACUUUGCCGGUUAAGAUUGGGAAUUUGGAAGCUAAGGGUGCCUUAGGCGAACUUGGGGCUAGUGUCAGUUUGAUCCUAUUGUCCAUUGCUCGACAACUUAACAUUAAAAUGAUCCCUACAAGAAAGAUAAUUCAACUUGGCGAUCGAUCGGUAAAGUUGCCAUGUAGGGAGCUUGAGGAUGUUCCUAUUCAUGUAGGACAUAUCUAUAUUCCUUGUGAUUUUGUUCUCAAGGACAUGGAGGAAGAUGACAAGACACCUUUAACCUUGGGUCGUGAGGCUUUUAAGACCUUAGGAGCGGUGAUCAAUUGCAAGAACAACACUAUCACUUGUGAAGUUGCUGAUGAAAAGAUAAUAUUUGAAUUUUCCAAGGUAUUUAAGAAUCCCAUGGUGGAGAAUAUUUGUAGAGUGGAUUUGGUAGGUUCCCCUUAA
This is a messenger RNA of Chenopodium quinoa (quinoa), 570 nucleotides long. RefSeq lists its product as uncharacterized. Lineage: Eukaryota; Viridiplantae; Streptophyta; Magnoliopsida; Caryophyllales; Amaranthaceae. The record is from RefSeq and is a predicted model, not a curated record. The transcript has a single exon. Bases 1 to 570 code for a protein of 189 amino acids.